This is a messenger RNA of Aspergillus pseudotamarii, 971 nucleotides long. RefSeq lists its product as uncharacterized. NCBI's taxonomy places the organism in Eukaryota, Fungi, Ascomycota, Eurotiomycetes, Eurotiales, Aspergillaceae. Bases 253 to 828 code for a protein of 191 amino acids. The record is from RefSeq and is a predicted model, not a curated record. The transcript has a single exon.
CCCCAGCCCAUCCCUACACCGGCAUCAGACGAACUGUCUGACUCGGCUUGGGUUGGGCUGAGAAUUUUUACUGGAAUACUUCAUACCAUCAUCCCUUCUCCUCCUGCUAUUAUUAUCACUAUCACUAUCGCUAUCGCUAUCGUUAUCAAUCCUCCUCUGACUUUUUUUGUACAUCACCACUCAAUAGCCAAGAAUUCCCUAAUUCAGAUAAUCAAUUGGAGCUCUUCGAUCCCAUCGACAAACUUUUAAAGAAUGAUGUUCACCUCCUCGUCCUCCUCGUCCUCUUCCGGUUCCAACAGUCCAAUCUCUCAACAUCCUCAGGCAUAUUUCCCAUCUCUCCCUCGUCGGAGAGAGCCUGUAAAAUGCCCUCGCUACUACUCGACUCCAUUGCAAUCUGAUUCCCCCGAAUCGACCCCCCCUCAAAUGUACGGCCUGGAACAGCGGGAGCCAUCGCUCUACGGGGAUAGACCCUCCACGCUUCUGCGUCGAUUCUCCCACGCCCUCGACGACAUUAAAGAAGACUUCUCCCUCCAGCUGGACCCACGUAACACCACCGACAAGAUCCGCAGCAAGCGUCGCCAGUCCACCCUGAUGAUGAUGGACACCAGCGCCCCGGGUUCCCGCGCUGGCUCGCUCUCGGGAUCGGAGAGUCCAGCUGAAGCCCCGCGUGCCCGACCCAUGUCGAUGAUGUCGACCGACAACAGCUUCAUGCCGCCGACGAGAAGAUUGAGCCGGAGACUCACAUUCUUCCGGAAGAACCGGCUUCGCGGCAGCCAGGCGGCGAGCAUCUCGCAGCCGAAUCUGAUCGGAUCGUCGACUCAGAUUUAAACAUUUUAAAACACAACAUAUCAACUCCCCCAACCGACUCGCAAUCGAUAAUCACCAGUCUACACUCCUUUUGCAUUCCACUGCACACACUGUUUUUUUUUUUUUUUUAAUCGCAUCUCGGGCUAUAUUACAAGCAUUCAAAG